Pestalotiopsis fici W106-1 is the source of this 1056-nucleotide messenger RNA. RefSeq lists its product as uncharacterized. The transcript has a single exon. The record is from RefSeq and is a predicted model, not a curated record. Bases 1 to 1056 code for a protein of 351 amino acids. Lineage: Eukaryota; Fungi; Ascomycota; Sordariomycetes; Amphisphaeriales; Sporocadaceae.
AUGUCAUCAUACAGACAACAUACCUCGGAUGGAGAUAACCCACCUUACAUUUCAGUUUCCUCCCAUGAGUACCAUGGUGGUGAGCAGCCAGGUGACGAGGUUCAAGAAGCUGCCCCAGCGGCUUUUCCUAGAUUCCAAGAACUCCCAGCCGAGCUCCGCACCAUGGUUCUGCAAGAGCGCCUAGACGAAGAACUAAUCCCGCCGAUACAGACCCUCACCAUCAUGGCACACGACAAUGGCCAGGAGCCAGAGCCUCACGUCCUGACGCGCGGCAUCAAGAGCAAAGACCGCGGCCUAUGGCACACGGGCAAUCGUCUCGUGCGCGCCGAGGUCGAGAGGCGCUGCUGUCCGGCGCUUUUGCCCGUGCGCCAGCUGACGGAUCCGGGUUCCCAUCGGUACUUGAUUAACCAAGGCCUCACGCGGUCGACGCCCGAGCGGCACCGUGACAUGGGUCAGCGUCCGAUGCCCCGCGGGACCGUCUUUUACGUCGGGCCCGAGGUGGCCUCGAUGCUCCUGCUACUUUCCGAAGAGCGACCAGUACAUGAUGACGGGAGUACUCUGGGUCAAGUUGAGAACGGACGGCUGCAUUUGGAUUGGCUGGAGAAUCUCCUUUUGGACCACCAUACCUUCCGCGUGCUCCUCCGCCAGGCCGAGAGGACCGGCAAUGACCAACCUUUUCGCUUCGCGCCCAACCUGCGCACGCUCUACCUGGGCUUCGGACGGCGGUGGACCGAGGUGGUCAUGAUCGAGGCCCGCUCGGCUGAGGACACGCUCCUGCCGGUCCGGCUGCUUCAACCUCCCAGCAGCAGUCGAGACGAUGAUGAUGAUGAUGUCGGCGAGCCCACUGGCUUGGUCAUGAUGGCCGUGGGUGGACACGCCGGCCGCGAGCAGGAGAUGCACGGCGGGCUUACGGCCAUGAUCAUGGAUGCGGCUAGGCAGAGUCUUUCUGAUGUGCGGGCGCUCGAGGCGAGUGGCUUGCAGGUGCGUUGGGUUGUGGUACGGGAUGACUGUAUGGUGAGACGCAAGGAGUUUAUUGCUUUGUAUGAUUCCUUGUGA